This is a messenger RNA of Ictalurus punctatus (channel catfish), 2166 nucleotides long. It is a transcript of the gene dut, whose product is annotated as deoxyuridine triphosphatase. Gene Ontology annotation, molecular function: magnesium ion binding; dUTP diphosphatase activity. Lineage: Eukaryota; Metazoa; Chordata; Actinopteri; Siluriformes; Ictaluridae. Bases 114 to 722 code for a protein of 202 amino acids. The record is from RefSeq and is a predicted model, not a curated record. Gene Ontology annotation, biological process: dUMP biosynthetic process; dUTP catabolic process. The transcript has 7 exons.
AGCAGAAGAAGAAAGAUCAAGUUUUUGUACACAGAGCUGCUGGUUUACAGGAAACUGCUGGCUUUCUGUCACCAUAAAUCCAGAACCAACAUGUGUGGAUCUUUUUAAUCAACAUGUUUUCUCCUUCCGCUUCCUUUGUGAAGUCUGUGGUUUAUAGCGGACGCAGACUGAUCCAGAGAAGAUGCUUUUCUUCACACAGAAACGGUAAAAUGCCGUGCUCAGAAGUGACCGACGCGACCGUAGUGUCUCCUGUGAAGAAGAGCAGGACUGAGGAAAUUGAUGAAAAGCGCGGUAACAUUGUGCUAAAGUUCGCUAAACUGUCCGAACACGCCACCGCACCGACCAGAGGUUCUGCUAAAGCGGCCGGAUACGACCUGUACAGUGCAUAUGAUUACUCCAUUCCUCCGAUGGACAAGGCCAUAGUGAAGACUGACCUCCAGAUCGCCGUUCCUGCAGGAUGUUACGGCCGAGUGGCUCCUCGCUCUGGUCUGGCGGCGAAGCACUUUAUUGAUGUUGGAGCCGGUGUGGUGGAUGAAGACUACAGAGGAAACCUUGGCGUUGUGCUGUUCAACUUCGGCAAGGAGACGUUCGAAGUGAAAAAAGGAGACCGAGUGGCUCAGCUAGUGUGUGAGCGAAUCUGCUAUCCUGACCUACAGGAACUUAAGACGCUGGACGAGACGGAGAGGGGUGCUGGGGGAUUUGGCUCAACGGGGAGGAGCUGAAGCUGCUGCUGCUUUUUUUUUUUUUUUUUAAAUAAAUUUAAACUUGAUUAAAUCUUUAAAAAAAGAAGCAAAUACUAAGUCUGAGGGAUGACUUGAGUUCAAUGUGGUUGUGUCUUAAAUAUGUAAAUUCUGAUGGGGGGGGUCUCCUCCCUGAGACAAUAUGAGGAAGAAUCCUUGAGUGGUGCAAGACUUGAAAGGGAACCCAUGUUCAUGUGGGUGACAGUGGAUAGUGUAAUUAUAAAUAAAUGCACCCCUUCUGUAACUGCUACAUGGUCAAGUAGUGUGACUGUAUAACCAGGAACUUAGGAAUGAACAUAAGAGUUAUUUCUGAGUUCAUUAUAGCUGUAAGUCUCUUGUGUUGUGUAAGUACUGGUCUGCUCAUUGAUGGAGAAUUGUGUGUAAACUGUUAAGGACUUGCAGUCAUAAAUUUUAUUUAAAGAAGAUCCUCCACAGCCAACUUCAUAGUUUUUCUGGUACCAUCCUCAGUAAUCUCAUGGUGAUCUUUAGACUGUCCAUGUGGGUCAUCCUCACCAACAGUGAGUGAUUUUAUAUAAACAUGGUUGACGGUGUUUAUGAAUAAGGUACAAGAAAUAUGGUGAUUACAGGUGGCAGUCUUUCAUCAUUGUACUGUACACUGAAUGCUUUCACUGAGAGCUGUGACUUUUCUAUUUCGUAAUUACUAUAUUCAUGACAUGAAGGCACACUGAAGUGGUGGAGUUAGUUCCACCACCCUGAAGUGGAUUUUCCUAUAACAGCAUAGCCUUGAGUGUGUUACUAUAGAAAUGAUAAUGUAUUAGAAUGAGCACAUUAAAUGUAUACCUGUGACUUGCAGCUGUGCUACUGUCAGAGCUGCAAUUAUAGAAAACUAAUCAACACCUCCUGACCAAUCACAAGCCAGAAUGCAGCAGCUCUACAGUUAGAAAGAAAGUACUGACUCCGGUGCCCUGUUCAAACCAAAACGUUCUUUUAUUGUGAAUUUACACCUAAACUCCUCAUGAUGUGAACACUGAAUGAUGGUGGUGUCUCGUUGAAGGCACUGACUAUAUUGCGAGUGCGUGUUUUCGGCCUGGACGGCCUCAGUGCAGUAGUCUCUUUCUUUUUCUUCCUCUGAAAGGUGAAAUGUACAGUUACAGAAUCGGAAUAAAAAAAGUAGUUGGUCUUUAUAAUGAGCACCAUUGUGAGCCCUUCAGUCCAGGGCACUAUACAUGUGUUUAUAAAAGAUCCCCAGGUUAAACGCGGCAUGGUUACAGUAAUACACACACGUCCUGCACAGAGUAGCGAAAGGCAUUAAGUGGCAUCAGUUUGCAGUGCAUUCAUAAAUCUAAUGUUGACGUGUUAUUAGCACCAGUAAAUACGAUUAAAACACUGAGCUAAGAUAGACAGCGCAGAAAAGAAAGAAGCAGAGUCCUUUAUAACCACAAUGGAACCAAAAAAAAUAAAAUAA